UUAAUUUUCAAACUCCCCUUCCCCCACCUGCUCCUCCUCCAUCUGUUAAACCUCGCGUCGCGUCCCCUUUCUCCCUCCCCUCUCCUCUCCUGCUGCCACGAGGUGCGACCAGCUCCUCGGGGCGGAUGAAAUCACGGGCGUGAGGCUGAGCACGAGGAGGAGGCGCGGGGGAUGAUGGGGUGCUUGUUCGGCUGCUUUCGCGCCGCCGCCGGCGGCGGCGACGGCCGGUUCGUGUCUCCGUCCCUGGCCCCGACGAGUCGCAAGGAUGGUGGGGGGAGUAGGACGAGGCCGCCGUCCAGGAACGCGCUCUCCGCCGUAUUCCUGCGAGAAGAUGAGGGUUCGAGGCUGGAACAGACUGCCUGCUCGUGGACGAGCGAGAGCGCCCAAAGGAAGAGGAUGGAUCCGGAGCUCGAGCACGAGACCAUUAUCCAAAAGAGCUGUGGUACAUCACUUGAAACUACAAAUGAAAUCCAAAGAAUGACAGAAAAUGUGGAUUCAGUUCAUCAGAGGGCAACACAUUCAGGAUGUCUUCCUGCCAUGUCUGACAAUGAACAUUUCAUGGAAGGGCUGAAGGUUGAGGAUUGUGAAAGGCCUUUAACGUUUCAUCAGAGCUCCACUGUACCAGAUGCAAUGAGUUCUUCAAAAGCCAGUGAUGAGAUGCAGACUCCAGCUACUUCUAAUGCAACUGACUUGGAAGGGUUGACAAAUGAGAACAAUAGUGAGGCUUGUGCACAGAAUGAAUACCAAGUUAUGGAUCCUGUCAAGGAUUAUGGAAAAUGUGGGGAAUCAAGAAUAGAUUUCUGUCAGCCUGAUCAAUCAGAUGAGGAUCCCAAGUGCACAAAGAAUGACAAUUUGAUCUCGAUGGAAAUAUCGUUAUCUGGUGAAUGUUCCCUUUUUCAGAGCUCUGAGGGUUCUGUGUCAUCCUUCAACAAAAUAAGAGACAGCACGAACACAGCCUCUAUGGAGAAGUCCCUGACCACUGAGGCAACUAUUCAUGCCACCAGAAAGAAGGUGCUGAAGAACAGUGAUUCAGACCUGGAACUCCCAAGCUUGGCCCAGUGGUUGAAGCCUCCAAAUCCUAAGAAACCAUUCAGUGAUGUGACCUUGACAGGUGACAGAACUGCUAGUUCGGAUGAGGACAGACCUAUAAUUGGAAUGGUUGCAGCACACUGGAAAGAUAAAGAGCCAGAAAAUUUUACACCUAAAUGGUGGGAUGGAAAUGGAAUUCCCAAUUCAACAAAUAAGUACAAAGAAGAUCAAAAGGUGAGUUGGCAUGCAAUGCCAUUCGAGGAGAGGCUUGAGAAGGCUUUAUCUGAAGAGAAGUUGCUUUCCGAAAGUGCUAUAAUAGGAACUGCUCCAGUGGGAAGGCAUCUCAGUUUUUAGGAGUGGAAGGUGAAGAGAGUGAUACCGCUGAAUCUAACCGUCUAUAUGCUGCUACUUACGCAUGACUAUUUCUGUUCACCAAGAGUUACUGAGGCUUUCAGUAUAAUGGCUUCCUGCUCCUGGUUUGAUGGCAGUAGCACAGUCCUGUUUCCUUCUUUAUCCUUCAGUAGGUAAUAUCCAGGUGUGAUGUUUCUGUCGAUUACUUUGUACUUAACUAUUAAAGAUGAAUGGCUUAAGAUAAGUCAACAUUGUUGAUUUCAAAUUUAGUUGGUGCUCAGGUUCACAAGUAUUGCAGGUAGCUCUUUUUGUUCUGUUUUUCUCGCAGUGGUUUCUAUUAUCUCCUGCUUGAUGGCGAGCUUCAUUCUACUA
Molecule: messenger RNA, 1752 nt
Organism: Phragmites australis (common reed)
Lineage: Eukaryota; Viridiplantae; Streptophyta; Magnoliopsida; Poales; Poaceae
Product: protein JASON-like
Exons: 7
Coding region: 172-1383 (403 amino acids)
Biological process (GO): male meiosis II
Source: RefSeq, a predicted model, not a curated record